UCAGAAACAGUCAUCCAGGGUCUUCCAGCCGGGGCAGGAGGGCUCCGUCGGGGAGCGGAGCGCCGCUGUCCCACGCCGUAAAACGUCCCUCUACAGUCCCAGCACGCGUGGAACCGCGAGGGAGUCCCUGAGCAUGUGCAGACUUCCCUCUUGCUUCGGAAUAAUAUUACGGUACUCAGAAAGAAAGAUAGGCAGAAAGUCUUUUCCCCUCGGGUAUUAAACAGCUGUGCUUAGGGUGCGCAGAAGGUGACGCAGGAAGGCACAGAAACCGUAGUAAGCGUGUUUAGAAGGAUUGAGCGCGGUGGCUGUACGGACAAGCCAGGAGAAGGCUGUUGUUUACUACAGACAGAGCUACAAGGGUGGCCGGUGUCAGGAAUCGGCAGUACCGAACCGUGUAGGAAGUGGCUGGAACACAAGGGAGCGCCUUGGAAAAGCAAGUCGCAUCAUUACUAUCGCAGUAUUACUGAUGUCCAACUCUGUUGAGCGGUGUCCAUUCCCGCUAGAAGCAGCCGUAGUCGCUAUGAGUCCGUUUGUUCCACAGCUCCAGAUGUUAGGAGGCAGUUGCUGAGUGGGAUGGACCGCACAGCAGCAGAAACCUGGAUUUCAUCCGUAUUCCUGCAUUUGCAGAUCACUGUAGCAAGUACUUUAGGUUGGAAAAAGACGAGGAAUGGAUUGGUGACGUAUGCGGGAUUUUUAAAACGCUGUUCCCUGGAAUUCCAGGGUUUCGCAAGAACUCGAUGGGGCUCCAUUAGAGACUAAGGGCGAAAAACAAAAGCCCCUCAAAGCCAAAAACCUUGAAUACAGAUGUUCUGGCACUAGAGCUUUGCCUCUCGGUCAGGGGUUCGAGACAGGUUCCCCAGCCCGAAAAAGUUUGGAAGCCCUUGAUCUGUGGGACCGCCUUUCUCUUGCUUGGCCCCUUUUCUUCUGAGCUGUAAAACAACCGCACAGGCUGCAACUAAGAACCUGGCCCCCGCGCCCAGGAAGACACCCAAGUCUUCAGGGCUCUUUGCAAAGCCACCAGGCUCAGGGCCGAUUUAAUCUCAGGGAGGUUGGUGCUCCAAAGAGCAGGCGUGCAACAGAAAAGACGCACUUCCUGGGUCCCGAAAGGCUGUCCCCUUCACCAGCGGGGCCCACAGCACGCCUCUCCUGCCGGACUAAGGGAGGAUGGAGGAGGGUGGUCCUGCAAAUCACCCACGCGGGACGUUACAAGCGCCACCUUCCAAGCCAGGACAUCACAGCAGCCCGGGCAGCUUGCAGGGCAGAGCUGUAGCGUGGGUGUGCCUGGGCUGCUGCAUUCUGAACUAGCUGCAGCUUCUGGAUGCUCUUCAAGGGCGGGUCCAUGUGCAGCACAUUGCAGUAGUCCACUCAGGAGGUGACCAAGGCAUGAACGGUCCCCGUAGCGUCAUUUCAUUUUAUACCUUUAACAUUCUGAUCGCUUUUGUUGCAUUUUUAAUGUAGGCCAUUUUGAGCUUUUCUCAUUUGGCAGCCAUAUAAUCUAGUCAAGAAACACACGAUGUGCGUAGAAUUUCAGGCAAAAAACCAAGCUGUAUGGGGAAAAAUGUACCCGUGCUGUGAAGGGCUAUCAACGGUUCCAUUUUCUUCCCCAGGCCAGAAAUAAGGAUCCAGAUUGCUGUGUGGAGAAGUUGUUGCUCUUGAGGCAAAGCUAAACAGCAGCCAUCUCACCUGGAGUUCCCUGUUUUGAAGGGCUGGUAAUUGCAGCAUGGCUUCUUCUAGGCCUAUGGGCAAGUUCUGGGAGUGGGGUAAGAAUAUCUUCUGUGUGGGGCGGAAUUAUGCAGCGCACGCCAAGGAGCUGAAGAAUGCGCUUCCCCCCGAGCCGCUCUUCUUCCUCAAGCCCUCCUCAGCCUACGUCAGGGAAGGCAGCCCCAUCGUCAAGCCCUACUACUGCAGUAAGCUCCACCACGAGGUGGAACUGGGCGUGGUGAUUGGGAAGAGCGCCCGGGCCGUUCCUCAGGAAGCAGCAAUGGCUCACGUGGCGGGCUAUGCCCUCUGCCUGGACAUGACCGCCAGGGAUACUCAGGAGGAGUGCAAGAAGAAGGGGCUUCCUUGGACGCUAGCCAAAGGAUUCAGCACCUCCUGUCCAGUGAGUGACUUUGUACCCAAGGAGAAAGUCCCAGAUCCGCAUCAGCUGAAGAUCUGGCUGAAGGUAAACGGAGAGUUGCGGCAGGAAGGGCAUACGUCCGGCAUGAUUUUCUCCAUUCCCUACAUCAUCAGCUACAUCAGUGGAAUUGUCACACUGGAAGAAGGGGACAUCAUCUUAACGGGAUCCCCGGAAGGAGUUUCUGCUGUGCAAGAGAAGGAUGAAAUUGAAGCUGGGAUCGAGGGGCUGCUGCAAAUGCAGUUUCAGGUGGUAGGGCAGAAAAGCCGGCCCUGAUGUGUGGGAAGCUCCUUUUCUCUGGAAGAAAAAAGAGGGUCGAUUGCUCAUACGGGAGACCCGAUUCCCCCCCCCCCCAUGAGAUGGAAAAUAGCAGGCUUUUCAGAAGAACCUACAAUGAUUGCCUUUUCUUAUUCGGAUGUCUCGUCUCUGACGGAGCGUGGACCACGGAGAUCCCAACCUACUGAGUACCAGACACAGUGACUUUAUUUGCACAUAAGAUAAGCCAGAAUAUAGCAAUAUUGCCUAGUUGGCGCAGCACAGCAGUCCUUUUGGGUUGCCCUGCUGUGAUUUGCAGAUUAGAUCUAUGGGCUGCUUCCCUUGGACAGGGCCCGGUUUGGAAGCUGUUGUUGUUGACUUCCUAUUUCUGGCUUGUCUGGAAAAGGCCAGCCGGUCACUGUAAAUAAACAAGCCUAUAUAUUUUUAGAACUGCAAAACACUGCGUAUCAUACGGUCAUACCCUACCUUCCUUAAAAACGUUAACCAAAUAAUGAAGGAAUUUUGUGCCAAACUGUAUUGUUUAAAAAUUAUAAUUUAUAUGUUGAGAUUUAAAAAACACUUUGCAAUGAAGCCAAAACUUGUCUUUUUGUUUCUGUGAAUAAAUGCCAGACAGUU
Python bivittatus (Burmese python) is the source of this 3007-nucleotide messenger RNA. The record is from RefSeq and is a predicted model, not a curated record. Lineage: Eukaryota; Metazoa; Chordata; Lepidosauria; Squamata; Pythonidae.